Molecule: messenger RNA, 1645 nt
Organism: Notodromas monacha
Lineage: Eukaryota; Metazoa; Arthropoda; Ostracoda; Podocopida; Cyprididae
Source: the annotation of a GenBank genome assembly
UUGUUAUGUCAACUCAACAGUGGUCUCCCUGUCAAUUUUCAAAAUCCAGUGCGAAAGCAAAGAUCAGUGGCCGUUCAAGGCGGGGAAAAAAAAAACGAGGAGUCAUUUCCGAGCGGAUUUCACCUUCGGGAAGUGAACAACAAACAAUGUUGUCACACGGCAACCCGAACUCGUCAUCCUGGUCAUCGGCCCAGAAUCAGCACCCAGCAUUCCUCUACAAUCAAGCCGUCAACGGGAGUCGGUGUUCGUCCAACAGUUCCCCGGACUCGAACCAGAAACCCUCUCCAUCACACUCCCCGCUUCAACAGCGUUACCCAGACCCCGCAGGGUACUACAACGGCGCCACGACGGGCCCCGGCGCCCAAAUUUAUCAGCAGCAUUGGGCGCAGUCGGGUUACCAGCCCGGGGGUUUCGGGCAAACGAAUCUCUGCUCGCCAACGUCGUCGCCGAGUGGCGGCGGUGUCGGUGUCGGUCUCGGGGUUGGUGUUGGUGGCGGCAAUGCAGGAGGUGGUGGUCCGAUGUCCGCGGGGCAUGAUUGGAAGAUGAGUCAAUUCGUGGGGAAUGGCGGAGCUGGGAUGCAUCAUUUCGGGCAUCCUGAAUUUAGCGGCAUGCAGGCUGGGUACGAAGUGGCGGCUGCUGUCGCUGCUGCCAAUCAUCAACUUGGCAUGGCGAAUGCCUCGUCAGCGUAUUUCCCGUGGAUGAAGGGACUGACGAUUGAACAAGCCGGUGGACCGAAACGCACGCGUCAGACCUACACCCGAUACCAGACCCUGGAACUCGAGAAAGAGUUCCACUACAACAAAUACCUAACCCGGAAACGUCGCAUUGAAAUCGCCCAAGCCCUGGGGCUCACGGAACGCCAGAUCAAAAUCUGGUUCCAAAACCGACGCAUGAAAGCCAAGAAAGAAGCCAAGCUCACGUCGUCCUCCAUCACUUCAGUUGCGGCGCCUGAAUCGAGUUCUGGUGAGCUCGACGCCUGCGCGUCGCCCAUCGGCGGCGGCGCCGGUGCUGGAGGAGGUGGAGGCGGCAGCAGCAGCAGCAAUAAUGCUUCUGGUAAUGGCGUCUUGGCCUUGUCGCCAUCUACGUCGCCUACGUCGGGUGUUAUGAGUGCAUUGCGUGGCCUGGAUCCUCAGCAACGCAGCGGGGUUGGCAUUGGCGGCGGCGGCGGCGCUGCUGCUGCCGCCGCCGCCAUCGUUGGUUUCCAUGGCCACAACCACCACCACCACCACCAUCAUUUCCAGCCGGGUUUCGCGCAUGUUUUCAAGGACUGCGACUCGCAUGUUUCGGAGCAGGUUGAUUUGAAACCAUUCCCAGCUGCUGGGAUUCACGCCGACCUCGUCGUUCGUAAUUGAACAUUUUUUUUCUUUAUUGAUUUGGUCCAUGUCCGCAUUUUUCGUUAGUCCAUGUCGUCAAUUCUUGGGUAUCAUUAUGUAUGCAAUUAUGUAUUCGAGCUUCAGGAUCAUGCGGAAUCAUUUUUUGUUGUUGUUUUGUUCCGAUUUGCGAGGUAUUUGUUUUCUCUCAAAGUGAGACAGGUCUAACAUUGAGCGGUUCCUCAAACCAUUGCACUUCUGGGGGGCUUAAAUUACGGGAUUUUGAUUUUUUAUUUCGUGGACUUGCGUUUCGUUUUUCUUAUUUUAAGCGGUCA